ACAAAACAUUACCCACUGCUCUGUUUCCCUGAUCCCGGUCCCGGACCUUUUCUGCGGUUUCCUGUCGCUUUCCUCCCUUUGCGGGACUUCCUGACAUAAAACGCACUUCUUGUGAUGGCUGACGUGGACGAGACGGGCUUGUCCCUGAUGAGUCUGGAGGAUGAGCUGACCUGCAGCAUCUGUCUCAGUACCUUCGACUGUCCGGUCACCAUCCCCUGCGGACACAACUUCUGCCAGGACUGCCUGCUGGCCACCUGGAGGGAUUCCAACACCUGCCCCCAGUGCAGGACCCCCUUCGACAUCAAGCCGGAGCUGAAGAAAAACACGGUCCUCAGCACCGUGGUGGAGACCCUGGGCUUGAGGACCAUCCAGAGGGACAGCAGUCCGCUUCUGGAGGAGACCCAGCCCCGGGAGAAGGAUGUCAUCCGCUGCGACACCUGCAUGGAGGCGGAGGCGGCGCAGACCUGCCUCACCUGCAUGGCCUCUUUCUGCGAGCAGCACCUGCGGCCGCACCGGGACAACCCCAUCUUCCGGGUCCACCAGCUGAGCGACCCUGUGGGAGAUCUGUCGCAGCAUGUCUGCUCCGACCACCACAAGCUGAUGGAGCACUUCUGCACCCAACACGACCGCCUGAUCUGCAGCCUCUGCCUCCAGCAGGUCCACAAAGGAUGCUCCUUCACCUCCCCGGAGGAGCAGAGGAGCGUGAAAGAGAAUGACUUUAUAGAGAAGUUGGGUUUACUCGAAGGGAAGAUUGAGAGGACUGAUGAUGUUCUCUUCCAAAUGAAUGACAUGCAGAGCAAACUCAAGGACGCAGCUAACAAAAAGAAGACAGCACUGGCCGCUGUGUAUCAGCAGAUGAGAGACAUGUUGGCUCAGGAUGAACAUGCGGCUCAACACGAGGUGGACUGCGAGCUGGAGGUCGGUCAGAUGAAACUUCGGGACUUCAUGAAGAGAUUCACUGAGAACAGCGAGAGGAUGAAAAAGGCCAGAGAGGACGUCACCAGUCUGCUGAGUCAGUCCCAAAGCCCGGCGUUUCUGCAGGCUUCAGUGGAAUUGCCAAAGGUCGUUAAGUUCGAGCCUCACGCACCUCGAGUCCACCUGGACUCCAGAAAGGUGAUGGCGACACAGAGCUUCUCUGCAACCCUGAAAGAGAAUCUGCAGGAGAUCCUGGCUCAGCCCUUUGAGGCCAGAUUACCAUUACUUCAGUCAGGUGAAAAAGAAGGCUUUUCCUCAUCUACUGCAUCAACUGAAGGUGCUGCAUCCCAGCCAGAAUCCUCAUCUGCCGCAGACCAGACACGCCAAGCCAGGUCCAAAAGUCCUGCUCCUCCAAUCAUUCAGCCCAUCUACCAGCCGGUUCACGUACCCUUCUACAUCCAGUCACAGCCAUCGUACCACCCGCAGUUUCCUCGGGGCCAGUCCCAUGGCUUUUCCGGGGGUCGUCCAUUUUUCACCGGAGAGAAAGCGCAUAAGAAGAGUGAUGGUGGCCAUCAACCUUUCCACAACAAGAAGAGUGACGGUGGCCACCAACCCUUCCACAAGCAAGACAGAAAGGGAGCCGGUACUCCAGGACACAAGCCACACGCACCAGGAUCUGAUUCCACCAAGAAAGAUAAACCCAAGAGUCACCCGCCCUCACACAAACCCGCUGGCCACCACCCACACCCUAAAAAAAACAAAUAGGAGCGGCGGUAUUUGUAUUUGUAUUUGCGUCAGCACACCUGAUACAAAAAGGAAUUAGGUAUCAUUAAAGUAUCACAUGAUGGAUAAUCCUGCUUGACAGGUGAUUCCACCGCUUAAACUGUUUGCUUAAAGGAUCUACUCAUACGGAUUACUCAUAAAUACACACCUGUUCGUUGAUAUGUUUAGAUGUUUUAUUUUGUUCCAUUAUGAGGUCGGAUGUAAAUCUACAUUUUCCAACUUUUCUUCUUUUCAAGCAGACCUAACACUUGUUAAUAAAAAAUAAGAAAAACAGGCUCAGAUUUGUCAUUUUCAAGUGUCAUUCUUCAGUUAAGAAAUCAGUAGAUUGAACCUUGAAUGUUGUCUGUUUUGUCAGAGUCCUGGUUGUUAGCAUGAGGGAAGGACUUUAGCAGGUGCAGAAAUGUAAAGCCUUGAACCUCCUCUCCAGCUCCAGUGUUUGCUUGGAUCCUUGUAUUUCUUUUUCCUGGAUGUUUCCCAUCUUCCUGUCUCACAAAUUGGAAUUAAAAUGGAUUUUGUGUCUA
Molecule: messenger RNA, 2219 nt
Organism: Cololabis saira (Pacific saury)
Lineage: Eukaryota; Metazoa; Chordata; Actinopteri; Beloniformes; Belonidae
Product: E3 ubiquitin/ISG15 ligase TRIM25-like
Exons: 10
Coding region: 115-1680 (521 amino acids)
Source: RefSeq, a predicted model, not a curated record